This is a messenger RNA of Colletotrichum lupini, 2700 nucleotides long. RefSeq lists its product as uncharacterized. Gene Ontology annotation, biological process: carbohydrate transport; transmembrane transport. Gene Ontology annotation, molecular function: carbohydrate:proton symporter activity. Bases 1 to 2700 code for a protein of 899 amino acids. The transcript has 8 exons. Gene Ontology annotation, cellular component: membrane. NCBI's taxonomy places the organism in Eukaryota, Fungi, Ascomycota, Sordariomycetes, Glomerellales, Glomerellaceae. The record is from RefSeq and is a predicted model, not a curated record.
AUGGGUUUCCUCAUCGUCGCUGUGGCGCUUGUCGCCGCUCAGGGUGGCUUUAUCUAUGGGUUCGACUCUGGAAUUAUCGCCACGACCUUUGGCCAUGACAGUUUCAAGCUCAAGAUGUAUGGACCGUCUAUGGUCAACACUAGCUAUCAAGGCGCCAUCGUAUCGGUCUAUAAUGCUGGUCAAGCCAUCGGAGGAAUGACAGUAGGCUACCUUGCCGACAAAGUUAGUCGAAAGUACACGAUUCUUCUCGCUUCGAUCUUGACGAUCAUUGGCUCCAUACUCCAAUGUGCCGCCGUCCAAGUUGGCAUGAUGAUAGCAGGCCGUCUUGUGGCUGGCAUCGGCUGUGGUCAACUACUCUCGGUUGUCCCCAUCUACCUUGCCGAGGUUGCGCCUCCAGCGCGUCGUGGCUUCCUUGUCGGACUUCAGGGAAUGAUGAUAGCCAUCGGCUUUGGCGUUGCUAAUUGGGUUGGCUACGCAGGUGCAUUUGCCAUGGGGGACAGCCAAUGGCGGAUUCCACUGGCAAUGCAGCUUCCCAUUCCUGUUCUUCUCUCUGUAAUGGUCUUCUACGUACCGUUCUCGCCCCGUUGGCUUAUACUGCGCGAUCGAUACGAAGAAGCGAGAACCGUCCUGGCGAACCUACAUGGGGCUGCGGACAACGAUGAUCUGGUUGGACGCGAACUCAUACAAAUCCGUGAGCAAAUUCUCCUGGAGAGGUCUCAGGGCAACAUGGACUGGAUGACGGCCUUGCGCGCACUGUUUUCCAGAAAGUACGUCCGCCGUACACUCACUGCCGCAUUCAUCGUCACCAUGGGACAGCUCAGCGGCUCCUCGGUCAUACAGAACUUUCAGAACAUCUUCUACGCCACUGUCGGGUUCACUGGUAGAACGGCGCUGCUGAUCAGUGGUGCUUACGGCAUGAUGGGAAUUCUGGGUCAGGUCAUCUACCUCUUCGUCGUCGCAGACCGCUGGCCACGAACACGUACUCUAUGGAGCGGUUCUCUGGUGUUGAGUGCCAUGAUUGCAUUAUGCAUGGCUCUCAGCGCAGUCUAUGGUAACAAGAAUAACGAUAAUGAGGCAGGAGCAAGGGCGGCCAUCAGCGCCAUCUUCAUCUACUCCAUGUGUUACGCCAUUUUUUUCAAUGCCAUGAUCUGGGUUGUUCCAUCGGAGCUGUUCCCUUUCUUCCUAAGAACGAAGGGUCUGGCAUUUGCCGUUGCUGCCAAGUCUGUUACAGCAAUCGUACUCUCGCAAGUCACCCCGCUGGCUAUCGCCUCCGUUAGCUGGAGGUACUACUCACUUUUCAUCGCAACAAACCUAGCGGCCGCUGUCUUCUACUUCUUCUUCCUGCCAGAGACUGAAAUUGCGGAGCUAUUCGGAGAUGACCUAGCAACAAACCGCCUGGGCGAGCUGGACGUGGACGCGAAGAAUGGAAUCGGACCAGAGGCGGAGCUUCAUGAAUUCGCCGAGAGGCGAUCUCAGUCCGAUACUCCCCGCGAUCUUACUGCCGCGAACCAUCGAGUUCAUCGCUGCGGGGCCGUAGAUCAUGCGGGGUGUAAGCGUUGCCACCCGGGCUUCUUCCCGGUGAGGAGGUGCAUCCACGGAGAGAGUUCGGAGAAAGGUCAAGUUGAAGGAAAGCCCAUGAUGCUUAUGUCACCAUUGAAGAUGCAGUACUACUUAGUGUUAGGCAUACACAUUUCAAAUCGCAAUAUGGCAUCUAAAGCAGAUCACAUCCUCAUAACUGGGGCCGCCGGUUUCGUUGGCCAGGAGCUCAUCACCGCCCUCCUUCUCUCAUCGCCUUCCGUCCAUCUCACAACAACAGACAUAACAACCCCUCCCAUUCCGCCCCAAGCUCUCUCUCACGCAUCUCGUGUGACAUCACUUCAAACAGACCUCACAUCAUCGGAGGCAGUCGCUUCUCUUCUUACGAGUCACUCGCGUUUCGACGCAAUCUACCUUCUCCAUGGCAUCAUGUCUGGAGGCGCGGAAGCGAACCUGGAACUAGGCCUUGCCGUAAACCUCGACAGCCACCGCAUAAUCCUCGAUGCCUUGCGCCAAGAAGCAUCUGCGCAUCGUGGAUCUGUUGUGGUAUUCCCCAGCUCAUUGGCAGUCUACGGUCCUGCAGCACCGGGCCAGAUCAACACCGAGACAACUUGCCCGAUUCCCCAGUCUUCGUACGGCGCCCAGAAGCUGAUAAUCGAGACGCUUCUGGGAGAUUACUCACGCCGUGGGCUGCUAGAUGGACGAAUUGUGCGGUUACCUACCAUCAUCGUCCGUCCGGGCGCCCCAAGCGCGGCGGCUUCCUCCUUUGCUUCGGGCAUUGUGAGGGAGUCGCUCAAAGGUGAGGGAAACAUCUUACCAGUGAGGCCGGAACUACCUAUGUGGGUGUGCUCUCCGAAGACGGUGGUCAAGAAUCUGGUGGAUAUCAAGGGCAUUCCUCAUGAGAAGUUUGGGAUUUCUAGAGUUCUCAAUUUGCCCGGCGUUACUGUCACCGUGGCGGACAUCCUAAAUGCGCUAGAGGUUGUCGGAGGUGCAGAGGCUAGGAAACUGGUGCGCGAAGAGAGAAGCCCGCAGAUUGAGGCGAUCGUCGGUAGUUGGCCGGCUUAUUUCGAUGUUUCGAAGGCCAAGGGCCUCGGCCUUUCUCAGGAUGGGGACCUGAUAACCACAGUCAAGGACUUUGCAGAGCGCCUUCGGGCUGGUGUUUAG